AUGGCCUUGCCUAUGAAGACCGUGAUGAAGGCAAUGAAGUCUGCGGCCAUGAAGGCAAAGGCCAUGAAGGGAAUGAAGGUGAUGAAGAAGAAAGCCAUCAGCAAAAUCGCUCGGGGCAAGCUGGCGAAGGUGGCUGUCUUCCAGGGUCGCAAGGAGAAGACCGCGACGGGCCUCCAGAAGACUCACCUCAUGAAGAAUAAGCGCGGUAAGGUGGUGACCAAGAAGAAACAUGCCAGCGGCAAGAUGUUUCAGAAGCUUGGCCAGAAGUGGAUCAGUGCGGUGAUGACCGCGAGGAAAGAGCUGGGUAUGAAAGGCUUCUGCGCAGUAGGCGGCAAGAGUGCUCAGGGCAAGGCACUCUAUGCCAAGGCCAAAGCGCUUUACGCGCAGAAGCUGGAUCGCGAGUGCCAGGAGCGCGAGGCGGCCGAGACGCAGCGUGCCCAGAACGUGGCGGAGCUCCGACGGGAGGUCGUAGCCGAAGCAGAGCGCACGAAGUCAAACCUCGCGGAGGUGGAGAAUGCCCUUGCCUCCGCAAAGGCCGAGGUCCGCAGUUGA
Molecule: messenger RNA, 552 nt
Organism: Symbiodinium sp. CCMP2592
Lineage: Eukaryota; Dinophyceae; Suessiales; Symbiodiniaceae
Source: the annotation of a GenBank genome assembly